AUGGCACCACACGCCAGAGGAAUUGAUCCUAAACUCGAAAAGGGCUGGAUACAUUCCAUCGAAAGAGAAGACGAAGUAAGAUUGAAAUGGUUUCGGAAACACGAAGAACGCUUGAACGAAAUAGCUAAUGCAACUUGUUCAAGGACCGUACCUGAAGAGGCUAAAGAGAAAUUCGCUAAGGGUUUGAUAGAAAAUUUUAGAAAUGUACAAAGAUUCAGUCGGAAGAAAGUUGAAGAGGCUGAACUGAUCAGUCCGGGGAAGUUAAUGGAUAUUAUGCGACCUGUUGAUCAUGAAGUAAAGAAAAUGAUAUACGAAAGAGAAGUUGACGGACGUAAAAGAUAUCUACAGAAAAGAGCACACCUGUUACCAGAAAAACGAUAUUACCUUCCAGAGUGUUCUAGUUGGAUAUACGGUUGGAAUAUAUUUGAUACAAUGAAAACUUUGAAGAGAUAUCCAUUCGGCAGAGAAGAAGUAGUAAAGCAUUCGUUUUAUAGAAGAAGAGGAAUCGAACGAGAGCCCGAUUGGUAUCGCAAACCAGCUGCUUUUAGUCCAAACAUAUGUACAGCGGAAUAA
Molecule: messenger RNA, 573 nt
Organism: Diorhabda sublineata
Lineage: Eukaryota; Metazoa; Arthropoda; Insecta; Coleoptera; Chrysomelidae
Product: protein ATP6V1FNB-like
Exons: 2
Coding region: 1-573 (190 amino acids)
Source: RefSeq, a predicted model, not a curated record